This is a messenger RNA of Cucumis melo (muskmelon), 1300 nucleotides long. RefSeq names its product probable prolyl 4-hydroxylase 12. Gene Ontology annotation, cellular component: endoplasmic reticulum. The record is from RefSeq and is a predicted model, not a curated record. Gene Ontology annotation, biological process: peptidyl-proline hydroxylation to 4-hydroxy-L-proline. Gene Ontology annotation, molecular function: iron ion binding; L-ascorbic acid binding; procollagen-proline 4-dioxygenase activity. The transcript is spliced from 7 exons. The coding region runs from base 121 to 1056 and encodes 311 amino acids. NCBI's taxonomy places the organism in Eukaryota, Viridiplantae, Streptophyta, Magnoliopsida, Cucurbitales, Cucurbitaceae.
CCGCGAGAAAAUGGAAGUUCAAGGAAGUGGCGGUGGGAUCCAGAUUCGUCGAACUACAUAAGACGCAAAAUCUAAUUUUGUCUUCAACUUCUUCUUUUUUCGAUCUUCGUUCCACCCUCCAUGGAUUCUCGUCUUAACUUUUUGCUUCUGUUUGCGACUGCAUUUUCAUUCUCAACCUGCCUUGCUCAAAGCAAUUUGAUUAGUGGCCGUAAGGGUUUAAGGGACCAAUUGGUUGACAGACCUUUGAGCUACUCAAAUCAGUCUGUUAGAAUCGACCCAUCAAGAGUUGUCCAAGUCUCUUGGCGACCAAGGGUUUUCUUGUAUAAAGGUUUUCUCUCAGAUGAGGAAUGCGAUCAUCUUAUUUCUUUGGCUUCAAAUUCGGAAGACAAUCCUUCUAGGAAUAGUGCUGGUUCGGGGAACACUGUCUCAACCGAAUUGCUAAACGGUUCAGGAGUCAUUUUAAACACAACAGAUGAUAUCAUUGCAAGAAUUGAAAAUCGAAUUGCAGUAUGGACUUUGCUCCCAAAAGAUCAUGGCAUGCCUUUUCAGAUAAUGCAAUACAGGGGUGAAGAAGCAAAGCAUAAGUACUUUUAUGGCAAUAGAUCUGCAAUGUCGUCGUCCAGCGAGCCUUUGAUGGCCACAGUAGUUUUGUAUCUCUCAGAUUCUGCUAGUGGCGGUGAAAUGCUGUUUCCAGAAUCAAAGGUAAAGAGCAAAUUUUGGUCAGGCCGAAGAAAGAAAAAGAACUUUUUGAGACCAGUGAAAGGCAAUGCAAUUCUUUUUUUCUCCGUGCAUCUUAAUGCCUCUCCAGACAAGAGUAGCUACCACAUUCGAUACCCAAUACGCAAUGGGGAAUUGUGGGUUGCUACAAAAUUCUUAUACUUAAGACCACCCACAGGGAAUAAACACACUAUCGACUCCAAUAUAGAUGGGUGCAUUGAUGAAGAUAAAAGCUGCCCUCAAUGGGCCGCCAUUGGCGAAUGCGAACGAAAUGCUGUGUUCAUGGUCGGUUCUCCAGAUUACUAUGGUACAUGUAGAAAAAGCUGCAAUGCAUGUUGAUUGAUGCAUAACCAAAUCCAAGUAAAAAUUAUUCUCGUCCUGAUUUGAGCAAGUAUUUGUUUAUUUUUUUAUUCCUAAUUUCAUACAUGUACUACACCGAAUGAGUCUUAGAUAUGUAGUUGUAUUAUUGCUCAUCUUCUGAGUGUAUGAGACAAUCACAUUCUAGUUCUUAGGUUUGAGACUGUUCUGUGAUUUAUACCUUUGUCUUGAAGUUUUGAAAAUGCAAAUUGAGAUAUUAACGUUA